Molecule: messenger RNA, 1191 nt
Organism: Porites lobata
Lineage: Eukaryota; Metazoa; Cnidaria; Anthozoa; Scleractinia; Poritidae
Source: the annotation of a GenBank genome assembly
UUAAGGUUUUCUCCCUGUCUGGCUGACAUCGCCAUGAGAACCACAGCCUUAUGCGCCGUGCUUAGUCUGUUGGUAGUAUUGUUCUCGACCACAGAAGUGAACUCGUGCUACGUAAAAGCUAAUGGUUGCUCCAUACCAGGAAACCUUCCAUUCUUCUACAAGAGGACAUUUAAACCAGCUUGUGACAAACACGAUGUCUGCUACUACUGUGUAAGACUUGCGGCUUCAUUUUCUUACUACAAAUUUAUCAGAAUGACGGCUACAAUGUCUCACCUUCACAAAUAAGGAUAGCUUUACUACGAAAAUUAACAGUUGGAUGCUACAUACGCAAAUCCAGAACAAAAGAUAAAUAAAUGCAUGACGCCAUACUAAAGAACCCAAAUUUAGAACUAAGGACAAAUAAAUAGAUUGAUGUACCUAAAAACUACAGUGACCAAAAUACAGCAAUAUCGUAAGCAUCUUUGAGUGGUUAGUAGAAAAUUGGAACUAAGAUGAACUUAAUUUAACUCCUUAAUAUUUGGCAAUUUUUAUUUUUAGAAAAUACUGAAUACUGAAGGGUGUUUUCAUCGGUCGUUACCUAUUAUCUAUUAGAGAACACACACACACACAACUAACGUCAUAAAGAAUUGUUUUUUUUUUUUGGUCUUGUUUUUUGUUUUCGUCUUUUACAAGAUUAUUCCAGAUCGAGCAAGUGUAGGUUGCAGGAAAAAAGUUUAAACAAAAAAAAGUUUGGGAGAUGCCUAAACUUUCAAAAUUAGAAAACUAAAAUACUGCAACAUCCCAGGGCUAGGAUUUAUUUUUAUCAUUACUUUUAUGUAUUUAUUUUUUCUGUUACUAAAUGAAACAAAUAGAUUCCAUUGUAUAAUUUGAAAAUGAUUUUUUGAGUGCCCGCACAUUAAAGCGCAGAAAAACAAAGCUUAGUUUCACGUUCUCAAGUUUCUUUCUUUCUUUUAGGGUCGACAUUACAGGUGGCGCCGAAGGCAAUGCGACAGAGCAUUUCGGCGCGACAUGAAGAAGGUGUGCAACAAGUUCAGAGGGUUCAAACGCUGGACAUGUAAGAGGACUGCAGACGUCUACUACGUUGCAGUAAGAGCUGGUGGGGCUUUUUUCUUUAAAAGCCCAACUCAAUCAUGGUGCAAAAAGACGUGCGCAAAGAAUCGUGGAGAUCCAAACAAAACUCUCAGGGGUUAA